AUGGCCGUCUCCCCUGCAAUCAAAACUGUGGCCUACCCACGCCCCGACUUCCAGCGAAGAAACCUCAACUGGGCCUCGUUGGAUGACGCAUGGGACUUCAUAUUUGACGAUUCCGAUAGCGGGUUGUCUGAACGAUGGCAGCAAAAGGGACUUCCGGCUCAAAAUGAAGGGCACGGAAAACGCCAAAUUCAAGUUCCCUAUGCCUUCCAGUUUCCCGCGUCAGGGAUUGGCCUCCAUGAAGCCCACGAGGUCCUCUGGUACGAGCGCGUGAUCAGCGAUAUCCGAACAUCAGACGAACAAAGCAACCGCCUCAUUCUGCGCUUUGGAGCAGUCGACUACGAGUGCAGUGUAUGGGUGGAUGGAAAACUGGUUGGUGGUCAUCAAGGUGGCCAUGUCCCCUUUGACCUUGACAUCUCUGAUGUGAUGGUCGGCAAUACGGAAGCUCGCUUGACAAUUCGUGCUCGGGACUCGCCAACCGACCUGACCCAGCCACGCGGCAAACAAUAUUGGGGAUCUGUCUCGGAGUCGAUUUACUACACUCCCACCAGCGGCAUUUGGCUGUCUGUGUGGAUGGAGAGUGUGCCGGCAACGCGGCUGGGCUGUGGUAGCUACGGCACUGUCCUUCGCUCAGAUGAUAUUGCAAACGGCCGGCUCCAUGCGCGGGUUGCAAUUGUCGACAAAGGAAGGGCCACGACCAAAUACCGUGUUGAGAUCGAGGCCUCUCUUGCAGGAAAACUUGUCAGCCGAGCCGUGAGGGACGUUCCGGUCGAUAGAAACUUCGUGCAACUGGACUUGGAUAUGAAGGCUCCCGGCCUACUGCAAUCGAGGGCAUUGCCUGGUUUCGACGGCUGCUGGCGCGAUGAUCUCGCCUUGUGGGAGCCCGAGCACCCAGUCUUGUACGAUUUGACGUUGCGUCUGUACAGUAACGACCAGCUGAUCGACGAAGUUUGCACCUCGACGGGAAUGCGGAGCAUCUCUUGGACCGCAGGAAACGGCACAUUCCAACUCAAUGGAAAGCCGUUCUUCCAGGCACUUGUUCUCGACCAGGGUUAUUGGCCCGAAACUGGGAUGACACCUCCCAGCCCAGAGUCCCACAAGCUUGACAUUGAGUUGUCGAUGGCCAUGGGUUUCAACGGCUGCCGGAAACAUCAAAAAGUGGAAGAUCCGGCCUUCCUCUAUUGGGCGGAUAGACUGGGUUAUUUGGUGUGGGGAGAAAUGGCGAAUGCUUACGAGUUCGCGGACGACGUGGAACGGUUCAACAAUGAGUGGACGGCUGCUGUCAAAAGAGACAUCAAUCACCCAUGCAUUGUGACCUGGACCCCGGUCAACGAAAGCUGGGGCUACACCUCACUGAAUGAUAACAUCGAGCAGCGUAAUCACAUUCGCUCCCUAUAUUAUAUGACCAAGACUUUGGAUCCUAGUCGUCCGGUCAACGACAAUUGUGGCUGGGAGCAUGUGUUGACCGAUCUCACCACGUACCACGACUACGCCGACUCAGCCGAACUCACCAAAACAUGUGCCGAAAUGGAAGGUGGUAUUUUGGCCCCGAAAGCGGCCCAUGACAUGUUCACUCCGCCAAUUUUCCAUGGAUCGAUUCUCGUCGACGAAGGCGCGCAGCACAGACCCGGUGCUCCUGUCAUUUGCACUGAGUUCGGAGGAGUCAACAUUGCCCCCGCGAGCGGCACGACGGCAGGUGAACGAGACUGGGGAUACACCACUGCGAGUGACUCGACGGAUCUUCUUGCCAGAUUUGAAAAGCUGGUCAUGGCUGUGGUGCGCGGGGGCCAUUCCUGCGGACUUGUGUACACCCAAUUGUAUGAUGUAGAACAAGAAGUGAAUGGGCUAUACUCAUAUGAUCGCAGAGCAAAGAUUCCUGCAGAGAAGGUGAAGGCAAUCCUUGAUGAAGCGCAAGCAUACUACUACAAACAUGUUGCGCCCACAGCGACUAGACUGCAGAACAGGCAGAAGAGGCAUUGA
This is a messenger RNA of Penicillium diatomitis, 1977 nucleotides long. RefSeq names its product glycoside hydrolase family 2 protein. The record is from RefSeq and is a predicted model, not a curated record. The transcript has 3 exons. Lineage: Eukaryota; Fungi; Ascomycota; Eurotiomycetes; Eurotiales; Aspergillaceae. Gene Ontology annotation, molecular function: hydrolase activity, hydrolyzing O-glycosyl compounds. Bases 1 to 1977 code for a protein of 658 amino acids. Gene Ontology annotation, biological process: carbohydrate metabolic process.